AUGAGUACUACGACGAACUCAUUUCCUAUAUCCCUUCGAUCAUGGCCCUCCUCAAAGAACUCCGACGCGACCUCGCUCUCAACCCUCUUCCAACGAAUCAAUGGCGAACGAGGAGGAAUACAGGGCCUCACGGAGGAAAGCUUGCGCCAGGAGAUUGCAGCAGAAGCAGAAACUAAGAUGGAUGAGGACGACACAAGUGAGAAUGAGGACGAGGACGAAGAGCAGCCGGAUAAGCUGAGAGAGCUUAUGGAGGCCAAGGGAGAGAUGCUGGGCCUUUUAGAAAGUGCCUACGUCUCUUCUGCGGUGACCCUCGAUUUCUUGUCCCUACUCCAGUCGAAAGACAAUCCCGUGCAGGCAGCUUCAACAAUGUCCCAAGACAUUAAGCUGGCAGUGCCAACCGGGACUCUGGGUGCGGAUAAACUCAACGGACCUCAAAUAAACCGGGCUCAGAUGUUGGAUAACAAACGUAUUGCGAAGGGAUGGAAGGUUCAAAAUGUCGAUAAGACUAUCGAUUCAAUCUUGAAUGCUGCUACACGUUUUAAAAACGAGGUAGAAAGCGAGACCAAAUACUGGGAGGAAGUAGUUUCUGUGAGCGAAAAGGGAUGGUCUUUAUGUCGACUGCCUAGUGAAAGACAUACCUUAGGUGUACGAUUUGGGUUUUUGGAGGCUUCAAUGACUUUCAGAAAUCAAAGCUUAGCAGCUCUGCGGAGAAACGCAGAUGGCUCAAUUUUUCUUGACCAAGGCUUCACGGGUUCGGAGCCAAAGAUCUUGCGAGUCCGCGUUCAAGUGGGCGAGAUCUAUACAGGAACAUCACAGGUACCAAAAGCUACUGGCGAGGACGCUUCGGUAGAAUCGUUGAUCCAACAAGCGCGCAAUACUAUAUUCUUCACAGAGCUAUGGCAAGAGCUUAAUCGAGAAUCGCGGAAUCUUGGUGGAGCAGAUGUAAAAGCUACCGAGGACAGUUUAAUAUUACCUUUAAAUUCGGAGAAACGAAUUAUUUUGGAUCUCGUAAACAUAGCGGAUCUCGAGGCUCCCGCGCCUCAGGAAGACGAUCAUAUAGCGCAAGGUCUAUGUUUGUCUUUACAAUUGCUUCUAAGUUACGCGCAUAGACAGAACCAUCGUCGUAGGACGUUACCACCCCCUCCAAUCUCCGGUCAGAAGCGCACCAAUCCUCCAUAUAAUCUUCUCCGCCCAAUAAUCACAAGGCUUGGUCACCAACGAACAGUAAACACGUUGACUACACUACUAAGAGAUCUCACUUCACUCCUCACAUCCGCUUCUCUCGAAGCAAAAUUCAGCAUAACCCACAAUCAACCACAACUCCCUUCAAAUAUCAACCUCGCAAACUCGGAGCGCACCAUCCUCUCCCUUACAGAACGUCUGGAGUCCGUGGCGACGUUCUCUCCAAACCCAUCAACUACCAUAAACAUAAUAUUACAAACCCAGCAACUAUCAACAGGCGUAAGCCAGUUUCUCCUCACAGUCAACCCAGACUCUCCUCUAACCACGAUCGCACCUCAUCCCAACUGGAUGGUCUACAACAUCGAAGCAAUAACAGAAUACGUCUUCUACGCCACAACCUCCGUCCUCUCAGCCUCCAUCGCCAAAACCCUAUACCCGCUCGAAGGCGAAGAAACACCCAAGUCCUCUCGAGGCUCGGAAGGAUGGCAUCUCACCAUCCAACCGAAUGUGCUCCGCAAGAAUUUCGAGGGCGGAACGGCGAAGCAGAUGAUUGUCGAUGUUAGUGAUCAUCCUAAGAAGGGAAUAAGACUUAGAGUUGGGUGGGAUUGGAUGAGACUUGAUCCCUUUGGGACGAGUACUGGGAAAGCACUUGAUCAGGAGCGGAAAAGCAAGGGAGAGGGUGUUUAUGAGUGGCGCGUGAAGAGGAAAGAACCGAGUGAAGGAGGGUUGGAAGAGGUGGUUAGGAGUUUGGAUGAUGUGGUUGAGCAGGCUGGGAAGUGGGUUUAUGUUUAG
Messenger RNA from Glarea lozoyensis ATCC 20868, 1974 nucleotides. RefSeq lists its product as uncharacterized. Gene Ontology annotation, molecular function: transcription coregulator activity. Gene Ontology annotation, cellular component: core mediator complex; mediator complex. The record is from RefSeq and is a predicted model, not a curated record. Lineage: Eukaryota; Fungi; Ascomycota; Leotiomycetes; Helotiales; Helotiaceae. The coding region runs from base 1 to 1974 and encodes 657 amino acids. Gene Ontology annotation, biological process: regulation of transcription by RNA polymerase II. The transcript has 2 exons.